Molecule: messenger RNA, 2643 nt
Organism: Conger conger (European conger)
Lineage: Eukaryota; Metazoa; Chordata; Actinopteri; Anguilliformes; Congridae
Gene: tpcn3
Product: two pore segment channel 3
Exons: 16
Coding region: 110-1996 (628 amino acids)
Biological process (GO): monoatomic ion transport; transmembrane transport
Cellular component (GO): membrane
Molecular function (GO): monoatomic ion channel activity
Source: RefSeq, a predicted model, not a curated record
CUUCGCUGGCCGUCUGCUUCACUUCGCCCGAGUCACGCCCCGCGACCGCUUCUGGAAGGACACCAAGAACAUCUGCAUCAUCGUCAUCAUCAUCCUCACACUGCUGGAUAUGAUCAUAUAUGGCUCUCUGCAAGCUGCGGGUGUCUAUGGUGUCCGAUGGUCCCGUGUGCUGAGGCCACUGCUGCUGGUCAACAUCACAGAAGGGCGACAGCUGCGCCGGGCCUUCAGGAGCAUCCGGAACGCUCUUCCUCAGAUCCUGUAUGUCUUCCUCCUCUUCAUAUUCAGUGUGCUGGUGUUCUCUCUUAUGGCCCUCAAGCUGUUGGGGAAAAGAGGUCUGAAAACCGAAGAUGGAAAUUCCUAUUUCACAAACUACCUGCAGAUAGUGUUUGAUCUGUAUGUGUUGGUCACCACUGCAAACAGCCCAGAUGUCAUGAUGCCAGCCUACAAUGCCAACGUGUUCUUUGCGGUUUUCUUCAUCGUUUACAUCCUCAUCAACACCUACAUCUUCAUGUCUGUCUUCCUCGCCGUCGUCUACAACAACUACAAGAAAAACCUAAAGGAGGAGGUGAGGCAGCUCGUGCGGGCGAAGCGCCGUAAGAUGGCCCGGGCGUUCUGCGUGCUGCAGGAGACGUGCGGGGGGGCGGAGCCCGUGGUGACGCAGGCGCGGUGGAGCCGGCUGGUGGGAUUGGUCCAGCCCAACAUUCGCUCCGCCCACCGGCAGCUGCUCUGGAGUGUGUCCGACACGGAGGGGAGGGGCCACAUCGGGAAGCUGGCCUUCAUGCAGCUGCCAGACCUGCUCAACAUCCAGGUCAUCACAGUCAAGUCCCGGCCACACCCUCUGCAGACCUGGCAACCCUCCCUGUACAACUCCACUGCAAGCCAGUUUGUGUGCCGCAUGGUCAAGCACAAGGCCUUUGUGUAUGUGUAUGAUGUGAUCAUCCUGCUGAACGCAGUGUUCAUUGGGCUGGACGAGGAGAACUCGCUCAUCUCCAACCUGGAGUGGCUGUUCCUGGGCCUGUACCUCCUGGAGAUCCUACUGAAGCUCUACACCUUCGAGCCCAGGGCCUUCUUCUCCCGGCACCAGUUUUGGAACUGGUUUGAUACGAUCAUCGUGAUUUCUGCUCUGAUUGCCACCAUAAUUAACUCUGCACUAAAGUCUGCGGGUGGCUACAGCAGCCGGCAGGUCUUGGACAUCGUGUUCAUUCUGAGGAUCCUGCGUUUGAUCCGGGUGGUGGACAGCAUCCAGAGGUUCCGCAUUAUCAUCAACACCCUGAUCAAGAUCGGGCCCACAAUCCUCACCUUCGGACAGCUCAUCCUGGUGGUGUACUACAUAUUUGCCAUGGUGGGGAUGGAGCUGUUUAAGGGGCGGGUCCGGUUCUUUGGGACCGGCUCCACGGACCCAGCGCACCAGUACUGCGGGAACCGCCUCCUGAACGGAACUGACUUCGCCAAGCUCAACUACUGCAGGAACAACUUCAACGACAUCAUUUCCUCCUUCAUCCUCCUGCUGGAGCUCACCGUGGUCAACCAGUGGCACGUCUUGAGCAGUGGCUUCACCGCGGUAACCCAUGUCUCGGCACGCCUCUUCUUCAUCCUGUUUCACAUCGUGGUCGUCAUCGUCAUCAUAAACAUCUUUGUCGCGUUCGUGUUGGAGGCGUUCUUUGUGGAGUACACCAUCGCUAAGAGUGACCUGCAGACCUCGCUGGAGAAGAAGAUCGCGGAACUGGAGCUGGGUGUUCAGCAGGAGGACCUGGACGGAAGCUUAGUGGAGAGCAUGGAGACGGCAGAAAACGACCUGGGUCCCUCAGAAUCCAGCAAAGGAAACCCCUCACUAAUGUUCAGGAUCGCCUCAAAAAGGUAUAAGACCGUGGACGGGCUGCUGCAGAGGAUCUUUGAGGCGGAUCUGAACCCUGAGGACUAUGCAGAGGAUGAGGAGGCAGACGGGCCUUCGCAGUCCGACGCCAACCUCCAGAACCCGGCCUACGACGGCAUCUAACUGCCAUCAAAGGGAACCGCUCACUUUAACUGAUAUCUCUUGCCUUACUUACAUAAAUAUAUAUUUUCCAUUUGUGCUACAACAUAAAGAAUAAAAAUAAAUCUUAAAAUGUACAGGUUAUAUUGAAUGAGUGGGGAAUUAACUCCAUCAUGGUGAUAUUUACCAUUUAUAUAUUUUUUUAAUCAUGUUUUUGAAAUGCAUACCUCAUGCAUAUACCAGGAAGAAGUUUAGUGGCAUACUAUUCCAAGACCGUGUAACGUGCUCCUCCUUGGAGAGUGGCAGAAAUGCUCUGCAGCUGUUCAGACCUGUUCAGUCUAUUUCUCCGUACUGUCUCCGCUGAAUGUGCCUUAAACCUGUCUCUGCUGAAUGUGCCUUAAAUGUGUUAGUCCUAUGGCAAAGCUGCAAUAUGAAGGGAAGCCUGUUUGAUCCUGGAUGAUAGAUUCUGACGGUGCACUUUCUGUGAUAUUCCUGUUUAAUAUAUUAUAAUAUGUAAUUAUAAUAUAUAAUAUAUUUAACGCGAAAAACGGACAAAGGGCUUUACUCUAGUUUGUGCAUCAUCCUCUUUGUAGGAAUGAUCAUCCAAGUCCAUCAAUUAUUUAACUUUUUAUGGUUACUUUAUGGUUAAUUUUAUCGUUUGUGACAAGAAU